ACCAACCGUAAUUCACACAGACAUGUUUGUCAACAGUAUUGGGCCAGUCAAUGCCAUCAAUAUGGAGUACACCAUUGACAUCUUCUUCGCACAGACCUGGUAUGACAGGCGUUUAAAGUUCAACAGCACCAUGAAGGUUUUACGUCUCAACAGUAACAUGGUCGGCAAAAUCUGGAUCCCUGACACAUUCUUUCGGAACUCCAAGAAGGCAGAUGCCCAUUGGAUCACCACACCAAAUCGAAUGCUUCGGAUAUGGAAUGAUGGGCGUAUACUGUACACUUUGAGGUUGACUAUUGAUGCAGAGUGCCAGCUGAAACUGAAUAACUUUCCAAUGGAUGAACAUUCCUGUCCCCUGGAGUUUUCAAGCUAUGGCUAUCCCAAGGAGGAGAUCGUAUACAAGUGGAAGCGUAGCUCUGUGGAGGUUGGGGAUAUCCGUUCCUGGCGUCUCUACCAGUUUUCCUUCGUUGGCCUGAGAAACACCUCAGAGGUUGUCAGGACUGUGUCAGGUGAUUAUGUGGUGCUGACCGUCUUCUUUGACUUGAGCAGAAGGAUGGGUUAUUUCACCAUUCAGACAUAUAUCCCCUGUACCUUGAUUGUUGUCCUGUCCUGGGUCUCUUUCUGGAUCAAUAAGGAUGCAGUGCCAGCAAGAACCUCCUUGGGAAUCACAACUGUGCUUACCAUGACAACACUGAGUACCAUUGCUAGGAAGUCCUUACCCAAAGUGUCCUACGUCACGGCUAUGGACCUCUUUGUAUCAGUAUGCUUCAUCUUUGUUUUUGCCGCUCUGAUUGAAUAUGGAACGCUCCACUACUUUGUAAGCAACCGCAAACCCAGCAAAAACAAAGACAAGAAGAAGAAAAAUCCUCUCCUCCGGCUCUUUUCCUCCAAGGCCUCCACUGUAGACAUCCGCCCGCGCUCGGCCACCGCCAUCCAGAUGAACAACGCCACUCACAUGCAGGAGCGAGAUGAAGAGUAUGGGUACGAGUGUCUGGAAGGGAAGGACUGCUCCAGCUUCUUCUGCUGCUUCGAGGACUGUCGCUCAGGAGCGUGGCGGCACGGUCGCUUACACAUCCGUGUCGCUAAGAUAGACUCUUAUGCUCGCAUAUUUUUCCCUACCGCAUUUGGUCUAUUCAACCUAGUUUAUUGGGUUUCCUAUCUCUAUCUUUAAAACACCCUCUAAAUUUGUUAGGCUGGCCUUAUUUUAUUUUACAUAAUUCCACCAAGACCAUUUCUUGGAAAACGUGAACCGACCGAAAACAUUUAAGUUGCUUUGUGUUUUUUUCUUUUAGUUGUUCGUUUUUGUUGUUUUUUUAUGUGGGUGUGUCUUAGAUUUCUUGUGCGUGUUUACGUAAUUUGUGAGUUGUAAAUUGGUUUGUCUAUGUUUACAUUUUUUCUAGAGAGUAUAUCUUGUGCACAAAGCAAAAGUUGUAGCAAAGAAAAUAAAAACAAAACAAUGGGGCAGAGAACGGGAACCUGCAUUUGUGAGAUCACACCUGGAAUAUCCAGAACCGGGAUGGGGCAAGAGCAGAAAAUUGGAGGUACUGCAUGCCUACGUGUUCCAUUAGUCCCUCAAAAGCGAGAAAUGCACACAAAUUGAGAAUUUGUGAGACUGUAUCCAAACGCAUGGACUGUCAGGCCUACAGUAUAUGGGAUUAACUGAAUCCAUCAAAUACUAAAAACCAGUACUAGUCCUAGUAUUAUUUUUGCAUUCUAAUGAUCAAAUGUAAAAUUUUAAGUGUUUGAAUUUUCUACAUCAUUUAAUAACCCUACGGUUUUUCAUGUGUGGUCAUCUGUACAAAAGUUGUAAAUACUGUACAAUGGAGUGAUAUACAUCAUACUGCAUGCACCUGUCAGGCCAAAAAGAAGCAAAUAUUUAAAGUCUUCUAUUGUCAUCAGCCUUAAAAAAAAUGUUCAGGAAACCUCAACUUGAACAGUUCAAUCUACAUUUUGUCAUUUAAAACCAUUUAUAGAUAACUGUCAUUUAUAGAUGGACAACAAUGUUGUUACAUGUAAAAAUACUCAAGGAUUGUUUCCGCAUUCUGGACUUUAGUUAUUCGUAUGAGACUCUUUUCCAUACUUCGAUAGGUUUGCUGUAUAUACCCACAGAAUAAUGAAUAACUGGUCUUAGGUUAUAACACAGCUGAAGAACAUCAAUAUUUUUGCAAGGGUGUUCAGAAAUAUUAUCUAUACAUCUACAUACUGUAUAUUAACUUCAGAAGCAAACUGUAACAUUUCUUAAAGUAUUUUUAUUUGUAAUGCAGAUUGGCAAUUUGUAUAACCUAAUUAGUUGUAAGAUUUUACACAGUUUUGCCUCUCGAGUAAAUGUAUUUUAGGAUGUUUGGAUGUUUACUGGACAACAUGCAAAAUAUAUACAUCUUUUGUGCAGUUGCUUUGUCAAUAUUCUGAUUCUUACUUACACACAUAUCAAGUAGUGCUACCAAGGAAAACUGGUCCAAAUUCAUUCUGACAGUAUGGUUUUCUCCGAAAAUAUAUGUAAAACCAUCAUUGUGGGUUUUCCAAAAGCAUGCAUCACACAGUUACCCUGUAGCUUUAUUUGUUUGUUUGUUUGUUUGUUUGUUUAUUUAUUUGCAAUUAUUAACUUUGCCUUAUACAUUGAAUGAUGAUGAGAAAAAAUUAUUUCAGUCGUAGAAUAUCUAGAUUAAGUUCAUGUGUGUGCUAUUCAACUGGUUUUGUCGAAGUCAACAAAAGGACAUCCAUGCAUGUAUUUGGUAUUAUAUUUAGAAAAUUAGUAUUGCUGCCUACAUACAGUACAUGCGAUCAAACUUAUUACAAACCAUCAUGAAUAAAUUGUAACAUAUGCAAACACAAACUACUUUCUCUUUUGAAGAAUCAUCAGAAAUAUCAUUCCAGGUUGUUAACUAUGCUUUUGAGAAUGGAGAUGUUGUGCACAUAUGCUUCAGCAUUACUGCAGGAAGACAAAUAAAACAAAUACCUAAACAAAUGUAACUAAACAAACAAAAAAAAACGCACACAAAAUACUGCACUUUGGACAAAAAUCUCAAAUUUGCCUAAAUUUUUUCAUUUAGUUUCAUUUACUGCUUUAUUACUAAAUGUAAUAUUUCUUUUUUUUUCUUUUUGAUAAUUUUACCUAACUACAUGGACAAGGUAAUGGUUUGGUUUGAAAAAAAAAACAAAUUGUUUCUUGUAUAACCUAUAGCAUAAUAUGACCAUACAGUCUUAAUUCUAAACCGUAUGCAUUAACCUUCCAGCUGAGAAAACUGCCAUACAGUGCAGUAUGGUUUUGCAUUUUGUGGAUAUGUAUGCAUCUUGGUUUGUUUGCAUCAUAUGCGUGGGCAUGGUUAAUUUUUUAAUAGUUUAUACUCAUGUUAAAUCUAGAUGUCAUUAGAGUCUCUUGAAAAUUUUCUCCUCAAAAAUAUCAACACCACCAUCCUUCCUCCAUUUGCUGGUAAUGAGCCACCCACAGACUCAUAUUACAGUUCUAAUCAUCUUGCGCAUCAUAUAUUUAGAGCACAGCUCAAUUUGUUUCUCCUUCAAGUCAGACAAUUCUUCUUCUUCAAGUCAGGCUUUCCCUCAAAUCAACAGACUUCAAACAUAUCACCAAGAAAUGUCAUGUUUUAAAGGUAUUAUUCAUUGUUGAAAGACAUGGUAGGUGUAGUUUGGUGUUUUGUGCCGAUUUUAUUUCUCACUUUGACUGGCAAAAGGAACAGUGUGAAUGAAGACAUCAUUUUGUGCGAAACUGUUAAACAAAUUGUAUUCAAUAUAUAUAUAAUUAUUAUAGGUUGUAGAAAAUGGAGUAUACUCGUACAACUAAAAGUCCCAACUCAAUUUAAAUAAUUUUCAUUGAAUUCAGGUGUUACAUUUAUGCAACCUAUUUUUCACCUUUUAUCAUGCACAUUAGUAUUUAUUGAAUUCUUAAACCAAUUCACUCUUUUUAUUUUUAAGGCCGCAAGUAUCUUUUAUUUUAAUUAAAAGUUCACAAAUCCAUUUGUGACAAUGUGACAUUGGUUAUGUUAUAAAUUUUCCCUUUAUCUUAAUAAAAAGGUUUUAUUGUAAUUUUGAUACAGUAUUUACUGGCUGUAUGUUAGAUGUUUGUAAAAACUGACACGAAUUCUAAUUGUUUACCAUUGUGUUUUAAAGAGCCCAUCAAACUUGUUGACACUGGGAUAUUGUACCUUUACACAGAUUUAAAUUAAUGUAUAAAAUAUUUUUUACACAAAACAGUAACAUUGCAAAAUGGCCGUAAGUUAUUGAAUAAUUAAGUGAAAUGAAAGAAUUUGUUACAGUUUUGCAUAAGGUUAUUGCAACAAGGUGAGUCGAAAUUCACCAUGAAAUUAAAGAAUGUUGAAAAAUCCAGAUUGCCUUGUCUGCAAGCCUAGAGCUUGAUGGUAAAGUUAGAUGACGGAGUUAUUUUAUUUAUUUAUUCAAUCGUAAAAUACCUGCUAAAUAUGAACAACACCACAAAACAUUUAUUGGCAGUUUUUGAAAUUAGGUUUGUGUAGCCUAUGUUACUGUAAAUGUGUUUAUGGAAACGUUGUCUGUUGCUUUCUGACAUUAUUAGCAUUAUAUUUUUUGGUCAAACAACAUACAGUAUAUCUACAUUGUUAACUACCAAACCUGUAAAAAAUGUUUGAGCUUUAUUACAAACUGCUGAGCAUUCACUUUUAUUCACACACUAAUAUACAGAGUAGAAUGGUUGCAUUUUAAUUGCUUAACUCUGCAGUCUGGGUUUGCACAAAAUCUUAUGGAUAAAAUAAUAUUGCAUAAGCUGUUAGCUUCCCCUGGAGCCAACUUCUGACUGCACAAAUAUGGUCAUUUGAGUAUAAAUGGUAAAUAUCAUGGAUCUGAAGUGUUUUCAGUAACGAAUACAACAUUUGUGAAGAGCACAUGUAAAAAAUCUAUUUCUACAUAUUUUAUUGCUAGUCUGGGAAACAAAAUAAUUUGCCAUGCUUUUAUGACAGUACUGUCAAGCUGCAAAACAAAAGGAUUCAAAAUAAGUUGUUAGCUUUUCGCCAUGUCUAUAUAUUUAUUGAUUAUAGUGUACAGAACAGACACUGUUAAUUUCAUGUUAGGAUUUGCAUAUAUGUACUGAAAAUCCUUUUCAUAAAGGAAAUGCACAGAGCUGUGGAUUUUUUCAAUAAAAGAUUGCAUU
This is a messenger RNA of Triplophysa rosa, 5131 nucleotides long. It is a transcript of the gene gabrg2, whose product is annotated as gamma-aminobutyric acid type A receptor subunit gamma2. Lineage: Eukaryota; Metazoa; Chordata; Actinopteri; Cypriniformes; Nemacheilidae. Gene Ontology annotation, cellular component: postsynapse; dendrite membrane; synapse. Gene Ontology annotation, molecular function: benzodiazepine receptor activity; inhibitory extracellular ligand-gated monoatomic ion channel activity; GABA-gated chloride ion channel activity. Bases 23 to 1168 code for a protein of 381 amino acids. Gene Ontology annotation, biological process: chloride transport; regulation of postsynaptic membrane potential; monoatomic ion transmembrane transport. The record is from RefSeq and is a predicted model, not a curated record. The transcript is spliced from 8 exons.